This is a messenger RNA of Spinacia oleracea (spinach), 1729 nucleotides long. RefSeq lists its product as uncharacterized. Lineage: Eukaryota; Viridiplantae; Streptophyta; Magnoliopsida; Caryophyllales; Amaranthaceae. Gene Ontology annotation, biological process: regulation of DNA-templated transcription. Bases 480 to 1364 code for a protein of 294 amino acids. The record is from RefSeq and is a predicted model, not a curated record. The transcript is spliced from 5 exons. Gene Ontology annotation, molecular function: DNA-binding transcription factor activity.
CUUAACUAAUUAGUUCCGGUGUUCAACUAAUUAGUUUCAUUGCUUAACUUAUAUGAUACCAAGGUGGCCUUUUGUGUAAGACCGUCUUAUAUAAAAAUUUGUGAUAUUUCUCAAUGUUUUUCCUGUUUGUAAUUUCUGCCAAAAAAAAGAAAAAAAAAGAGUUGCCUUUUCAGCUUCCACAAAAAAAGAAAAAAAAAGAAAAAAAAAGGCGUGCCAUUCUAUUUGCCCAUCCCGUGCUGUUUCUACGCUCUGCAUUCCUUGCCUCCUCCUUUAAUGGCUGCUCUCUUCUUCCCAUUUUCCAUUACUUCUGCUCACUUAACACCUUUUUCCUAAAUGUUUCCUUUUUUCUCUCUCCUACAACCUUCAAUGCUCUUCAAAUUAUGAUUACACUCAAUUCUGGAAAAAUAACAUUAAAAGACAGGAGAUUAAUUGUGGCAAUAAAGCAUGGAUAAUUUGUUGAACUAAGUAAAUAUUUAGAGAUGUCGCGACCUUCCCAACUUCCACCACGGUGCCCAUUGCAAAAGAAGGCUGCUGCACGGAAAACCCUCGAACCGAGCUCGAAUAAUUGUCGAGGAUUUAAUAAGUCAGGCGGUAGGCAUCAACGAUCAUUGUCUCAAAGUUCAGUGUUUGAGGAACAGCCAGCAUGGAUUGAUGAUUUGCUCAGUGACUCGGACUCAGUUCCCGAAGGGAUUUAUCACUGCCGGUCUGCUAGUGAUUCGUUUACUCUUUUGGAUAGCAUUGUCCCAAACAUGCUUCUAUCUGAGGAAGGCUUUGUUGAUGAUGGUAACAUAUUGGGGUCUGGUUGUAUAUAUGGCCCCAAUUCUCCCCGUCGAAGAUCCAAUCUAGAGUUUACGGAUAACACGGUGCUUUUGGCCAUGUCUGAUUAUGUUAAUCAGAGUCCGAUGCAGUUUGUUGACGAGAUUCCCCGGAGUCCUUUUGACUUAAAGGAUCACUUUUGUGAUUCCCCCAAUUACUUCAGUAUUGAUGCAAAAACAGGAAAGAGGCACCCAGGACAACGCUCCAGGGCUCGCAAGCUUCAGUACAUCGCUGAACUGGAAAGAACUGUAAAUGUAUUCCAGACAUUGGAAUCAGAGUUAGCGGUCAGGGUUUCUGCAUUGCUUCAGCAAAAAGCUGCUUUGUUACUGGAGAAUAACAAGUUGAAGCAGAAAAUGACAUUACUACAGCAAGAAAAACUGCUAAUGGAUGGAGAAUAUCAGAACCUGAGGGACGAAGCUGAGAUGCUGAAACUGGGCUUGGCAAAAUCUGUAAGCAGUAGUAAGAUUCGCACAUCUGUUGAUGCAAACAAUUCUGACUCUACAAAAAUUACAUGGCAGAGUUUGGAUUGGACAAAACUUCACAUGUGAAGCUGAACUCUCAAGGAUAAGUUACUGUUACUUUAGUUUUCUUUGAUCGAGUAUUUGUGAUCAAAAGAAAAUGUUAUUAUUUCCUACUGCAGCCUUUAUGUGAAUCACUUCCAAAUAUUUUUGUUUUUUGGGAACUCAUUUCUCUUCAACCUCCAAGCGCCAAGAUUCAAGAACAUAGGAGUGAACACAGGAAGUACCAUAGGAACCAUUACCAAGGUAUUUGAUGUGCUAUAGGAGACUUGUUAUUAUCUUUUCUAUGUGGAUUUUAGUGUUUUACAAUAACUUCAUCUUUUGUACGGAGUACUAUUUUAUGCAUGAAAAUAAUUUUGAAUUAAUCUUAAGUGACGGAGUGCUUCUUUUUCCAA